AGUAAUACCACAGAUGUCUGAACAGCAUAUUAGCAGUGUCGAAAUCAAUAGUUAAUAAUUGAAAACAUUUUUUUCUAUCUAUAACAAAAGUUAGCGUAAUCGAGGUCUCCUGUGAUUUGUGUGCAUACUUGCUGAGGUUUCCUUUGAUAUAAAUUGCUUGUGUAAAAUGGUACGUAUCUGUCUGGCAAUGUGCAUCUUGGUAUCCAUCAUCCUGGCUUUUGUGGAUGCUGCAUACAAGAAGCCUCCGUUCAACGGCAGUAUAUUUGGCAAAAGAGGAAGCACUAUCAUUGAAUACGAGAAUGCGGGAAAAGCACUUUCUUCUCUUUGCGAGAUAGCAUCAGAAGCCUGUUCAGCAUGGUUUCCAUUGCCGGAUAAUUAGCAACUUGCUAAUGGAUAAA
Molecule: messenger RNA, 398 nt
Organism: Nilaparvata lugens (brown planthopper)
Lineage: Eukaryota; Metazoa; Arthropoda; Insecta; Hemiptera; Delphacidae
Gene: SIFa
Product: SIFamide-related peptide
Exons: 4
Coding region: 167-379 (70 amino acids)
Source: RefSeq, a predicted model, not a curated record